UGGGACUGACAGGUGCUGAUGAGUGAAUGCACACCUGUCUGAACUCCUGUCUUGGUUCUGUGAUUUAGGCCUCUCUUCCAUUGCCUGUGUCCAAAAUGAGUCAGCUAAGGCGGCUACCAUCCCAGUUUGGGGCCCAUGCUGUGAGACUCCUGGCUGCUCGGGAUAUGCCAGUGUGCAGCUGGCGCAGCCAGUCCUCCUGGCCACCGACCACCUUCCCAAGCAGCAGAGGCAGAAGUGGUUCCAGUUAUGUGGAAGAGAUGUACUUUGCCUGGUUGGAAAACCCACAGAGCGUUCAUAAGUCCUGGGACAUCUUCUUCCGGCAAGCCAGUGAGAAGACCUCUGCAGGCUCUGCUCAGCCACAGCUCCCAUCUGUCAUCCCCGAGAGCAGACCUGCAGUCUCGAGCCGCACCAAGACCAGCAAGCUGGUGGAGGACCACCUAGCAGUGCAGUCCCUCAUCCGGGCCUACCAGAUCCGGGGCCACCAUGUGGCGCAGCUGGAUCCCCUGGGCAUUCUGGAUGCAGACCUGGACUCCUUUGUACCCUCAGACUUGAUCACAACCAUUGAUAAGUUGGCCUUCUAUGACCUGCGGGAGGCUGACUUGGAUAAGGAGUUUCAGCUGCCCACAACCACCUUCAUCGGGGGCACUGAAAACACACUUUCUCUGCGGGAGAUCAUUCGGCGUCUGGAGAGCACCUACUGCCAGCACAUUGGCUUGGAGUUCAUGUUCAUUAAUGGUGUGGAGCAGUGCCAGUGGAUCCGGCAGAAGUUCGAGACCCCUGGAGUAAUGCAGUUCUCCAGCGAGGAGAAGCGGACCCUGCUGGCCCGGCUGGUGCGCUCCAUGAGAUUUGAAGACUUUCUAGCACGGAAGUGGUCCUCGGAGAAGCGGUUUGGUCUGGAGGGCUGUGAGGUCAUGAUCCCUGCCCUCAAGACCAUCAUUGACAAGUCCAGUGAGAUGGGGAUUGAGAACAUCAUCCUGGGAAUGCCACACAGGGGCAGGUUGAAUGUGCUGGCGAAUGUGAUCCGCAAGGACCUGGAGCAGAUCUUCUGCCAGUUUGACCCCAAGCUGGAGGCAGCUGAUGAGGGCUCUGGGGAUGUCAAAUACCACCUGGGCAUGUACCACGAGAGGAUCAACCGCGUCACCAAUAGGAACAUCACACUGUCUUUGGUGGCCAACCCCUCUCAUCUGGAAGCUGUGGACCCUGUGGUGCAGGGGAAGACAAAGGCAGAGCAGUUCUACCGUGGGGACACCCAGGGCAGGAAGGUCAUGUCCAUCCUGGUCCAUGGGGAUGCUGCCUUUGCUGGACAGGGCGUGGUCUACGAGACCUUCCACCUUAGUGACCUGCCUUCUUACACCACCAAUGGCACUGUGCACGUCGUGGUCAACAACCAGAUUGGAUUCACCACGGACCCCCGAAUGGCUCGUUCCUCUCCGUACCCCACUGAUGUGGCCCGAGUGGUCAAUGCACCCAUCUUCCAUGUGAAUGCAGAUGACCCAGAGGCUGUGAUAUAUGUAUGCAGUGUGGCAGCCGAGUGGAGGAACACCUUCAACAAAGAUGUCGUCGUGGACUUGGUCUGUUACCGCCGGCGUGGCCACAAUGAGAUGGAUGAGCCUAUGUUCACACAGCCGCUCAUGUACAAGCAGAUACACAGGCAGGUGCCUGUACUGAAGAAGUAUGCAGACAAGCUCAUUGCUGAGGGCACGGUAACCCUGCAGGAGUUUGAGGAAGAAAUCGCCAAAUAUGACAGGAUCUGUGAGGAGGCGUAUGGCAGGUCAAAGGAUAAAAAGAUCCUGCAUAUAAAGCACUGGCUGGACUCGCCCUGGCCAGGCUUCUUCAACAUGGAUGGGGAGCCCAAGAGCAUGACAUGUCCUGCCACGGGCAUCCCAGAGGACGUGCUGACCCACAUUGGCAACGUGGCCAGCUCUGUGCCCCUGGAGGACUUUAAGAUCCACACGGGGCUCUCUCGCAUCCUACGUGGCCGUGCAGACAUGACCAAGAAGCGGACAGUGGACUGGGCUUUGGCAGAGUACAUGGCCUUUGGCUCACUGCUGAAGGAGGGCAUCCAUGUGCGGCUCAGUGGCCAGGAUGUGGAGAGGGGUACAUUCAGCCACCGUCACCAUGUUCUCCAUGACCAAGAAGUCGACCGGAGGACAUGUGUCCCUAUGAAUCAUCUGUGGCCUGAUCAGGCCCCCUACACUGUGUGCAACAGCUCCCUCUCAGAGUAUGGAGUCCUAGGGUUUGAGUUAGGCUAUGCCAUGGCCAGCCCCAAUGCCCUGGUCCUCUGGGAGGCUCAGUUUGGUGACUUCCACAACACAGCCCAGUGCAUCAUCGACCAGUUCAUCAGCACCGGCCAGGCCAAAUGGGUGCGGCAUAACGGCAUCGUGCUUCUGCUGCCUCAUGGCAUGGAAGGCAUGGGCCCUGAGCACUCCUCGGCACGGCCCGAGAGGUUCCUGCAGAUGAGCAACGACGACUCAGAUGCCUACCCAGUGUUCACUGAGGACUUUGAGGUAAGCCAGCUCUAUGACUGCAACUGGAUUGUUGUGAACUGCUCCACACCGGCUAGCUACUUCCAUGUGCUGCGCCGGCAGAUCCUGCUGCCCUUCCGCAAGCCGCUGAUCGUCUUCACACCCAAAUCUCUGCUGAGACACCCGGAGGCCAAGUCCAACUUCGACCAAAUGGUGUCUGGAACCAGCUUCCUGCGGGUAAUUCCAGAAGAUGGGGCUGCGGCACGGGCUCCUCAGCAGGUGCGGCGGCUCAUCUUCUGCACGGGAAAGGUGUACUACGAUCUGGUGAAGGAGCGCGGCAGCCAGGGCCUGGAGGAGCAGGUGGCCAUCACGCGCCUGGAGCAGAUCUCUCCAUUCCCCUUUGACCUGAUCAAGCAGGAGGCAGAGAGGUACCCAGGUGCCGAGCUGGUGUGGUGUCAGGAGGAGCACAAGAACAUGGGCUACUAUGAUUACAUCAGCCCACGCUUCAUGACCAUCCUUGGCCACACUCGGCCCAUAUGGUAUGUUGGCCGUGACCCAGCAGCUGCACCUGCCACUGGAAACAGGAAUACUCACUUGGUAUCGCUGAGGAAAUUUCUGGAUACCGCCUUCAAUCUCCAGGCCUUUGAUGGCAAGACAUUCUAGAGUG
Messenger RNA from Castor canadensis (American beaver), 3132 nucleotides. It is a transcript of the gene Ogdhl, whose product is annotated as oxoglutarate dehydrogenase L. Gene Ontology annotation, molecular function: oxoglutarate dehydrogenase (succinyl-transferring) activity; thiamine pyrophosphate binding. The record is from RefSeq and is a predicted model, not a curated record. Gene Ontology annotation, biological process: tricarboxylic acid cycle. Lineage: Eukaryota; Metazoa; Chordata; Mammalia; Rodentia; Castoridae. Gene Ontology annotation, cellular component: oxoglutarate dehydrogenase complex; mitochondrion.